AUGAUAGACACUGGUAGCCCAGUGAGUUUACUCAAAGAGAAAUUGUCUCCAGUGGAAUCUAUUCCUUACAUGCUUCCUGGAAUUAAAGGGACUGAACUCAUCAUAUUAAAUCAGGCCUUUGUAGACAUAUAUCGUCCUGAUACUAGUGACCCAAUAAAUGUAAAAUUGAAUAUUGUACCUGAUAACACUAUUAAUUAUGAUUGUUUUUUAGGUGGGAAUUUUUUGUCACAUCCGAGAAUUAUAUUUACUAUUAAUAAUGGAGAUUUUGGGAUUGAAAUUAAACGUAAUGAUAUUAUAACAUGUCCGUAUAAUACGACUACGGAUUAA
This is a messenger RNA of Macrosiphum euphorbiae (potato aphid), 327 nucleotides long. NCBI's taxonomy places the organism in Eukaryota, Metazoa, Arthropoda, Insecta, Hemiptera, Aphididae. The record is from the annotation of a GenBank genome assembly.